AUCUUGAGUGUGCUCAGUUUCUUGCGUUAAAUUUCCGAGUGAGUUCUUGUAUCUGUUUAGCGUUUUCGACCAUGGCUGACGUCAAUAAAAUGACGGUGCCACAACUUAACAACUUCCUGCGUAAAUUCGGUGUUUCAUCGUCCAACUAUAACAAGAAUAUUCUUCUUGCAAUCGCUAAAACUUUGCAUGAUUUGGAACCCAAGGAAGACCAUGAUUUGUUACACCACUACCCUAAAAACGAUGUCGCUACAAGACUUAGCAAACUUGGUUGCAAUUUCACCGAUCCUUUUAAAUUACCUGGUUAUUCUAGUUAUUUCAGUAAUGUUCCAGAAUUCGGCUUGUCCGACGUGUUCAACUAUUUAAUGUGUCAUCGACCCGAUUAUGACCGGAAGAAGCUUAGGGCCUACAAAUCGUUCGAAGAUUUCAAAUUAUGUUUCGACGGGCAUGUGGUUGACCUGCAGUACACUGCGAUUUCCGAAACAAGUUUACUUGGUUCUUUCAAAGCGAAGGUAAACCCUAUGCUAAAAGAUAAAACGUGUUUCGAAAAAUGCAGUUAUGACUUGUGGUUCUUGAUGGAAAAGGAGAUCUCUGAAGUCGUAGCUGCCUAUUGCGAAUGUCCUGGAGGAGCUGAUGGUAAGUGUUGCCAUGUAGCAGCAACACUCUAUGAACUAGAAAAAAAAGUGUCUGAUGGGCCUUGUCUGUGGGCAAAACGUCCUAUGCAGCAUGUUGAACCUGUAGCUGUUAACAAUCAUAAAACUCAAGUAUCGUGCUAUGAACAGAUUGACACAGAGGAUAGUGAAUUUGAUCCGAGACAUCCAGAUGAUAGAGCACCUAUUUCACAGUUAGAGCAAGAUGAAUUCAUGAAAGGGCUUGCACAGAUAGCACCAGAAGCUGCAGUUCUAUUACACCUGCCUCCAUCUGAGUCAACCACAAAUUCAAAGAAAGGCGUUGGUAUAGUUACAAGAGUGAAGCAAAAACAAAACAAAAGAACUAAGAGAAGAAAAUAAUCGAAUGAACUUGAAAUGAGAGGACGGGAGAGGUUCAUAGUUACCACUGGACUGUAUUGGGAAGAUAUGAGCACCGUCUGUAGUUCAAUUGCCAACCCAUGAUGAUUUGCAAACCCAAUAUGGUGGAAAUACAUUUCUGUCCAAUCUUCUUCUCGUUAACACAAUUGUAUCUCCGUCACAGUCAGCCUUCUGUUUUGUGUUACUACGAACAGCCAUUUUCCGCAGCUAUUUAUUAAUUUGACAAUUUCAUCACGGACUAUGUUGUGCUAAUAGUAUUAUUGAUAUAAAAAGUUGCAUGUGAUAUACUGAAACUAAGAAGAAACAACAUUGUGUUUACAUAUAUAGCUCGGAAAGAAACAUUGAACACUAAUUUCACUCAAAAGGAUUUCAUAACAUCUCCAUUUAUCUUUUUUCCUGGUUAUUUCUGGCUAACUCAACAAAACAUUUUAUUCAGAGUCGGGUUGUAAAAUGAUUAAAGUAACUGGGUGACUUGAACAUGACUGUUAACCAACAUGGACUUGAAAUUUGGGUGUGUUCGAAUAUGCGAGUGCCAGUGGUAUGCAAAGCAGCUAUGUGCGGUGAUGAUAAGUUCACGUAUAGAACAGUGUGGAGUUUGACUUCUGUCUUAUACUAUACCACGGCAUAUACCACAUAUUUUGGGUUUUUCUAUUUGGU
This is a messenger RNA of Saccoglossus kowalevskii, 1682 nucleotides long. RefSeq lists its product as uncharacterized. NCBI's taxonomy places the organism in Eukaryota, Metazoa, Hemichordata, Enteropneusta, Harrimaniidae. The record is from RefSeq and is a predicted model, not a curated record.